AUAGACGAGAUCACCCACUUUAUUGCCUCCGGCAUGAAACUCUUUAUUUUGUUGGCUCUCUUCUGCCAGAUUCUCCUUUCUUCUGCCAGUUUUGACCAUGACCACGCCUACAGGAAGUGCAACGGAAUCGUCUACCUAUCUUGUAAAGACUAUUGCGACAGGGGCUGUAAAAAUAACGUGCCCGACUGCUUACACCGCUGCUUCAAAGGAUGUGGAUGUGUUGCAGCCUCAAUCCUACGGAAUAAUGGAGGAUGCAAGCGGAUUGUUCAGUGCGAAAAGAAUGAGAAAGAUUCCGUCUCCCUUGAAAAUCAAGAUUACUCCGGGCAAUAUGUGACAGCUUGGUGGGUAAGCAGUGAAGAGGAACAUGGCCACUCAGACGAAAUCGUUAAAAAGGCAAAUGAACACAGCCACUCAGAGGAAAUCCAUAAAAAGGAAAAUGAACACAGCCACUCUGAGGAAAGACUGGAUGAUGACCAUCAUUUAAAUGCUUUCGCCGAUGAUGAUGACAACGCUGUGCAUGAGGACUCUCACGAUCACUUGUAUUAGACACAAAUGAUGAACAUGAGAUGAAUUAAAUUUCGAUUGUUCUUUAAGUUAUUUCUUUGUCGAAAUAACAUAAACAUCUUUUAUUCAAAAAUAAAAUAUGAAAUGAAAUUUUUAAAA
This is a messenger RNA of Drosophila takahashii, 663 nucleotides long. RefSeq names its product Seminal fluid protein 53D (gene Sfp53D). The record is from RefSeq and is a predicted model, not a curated record. Lineage: Eukaryota; Metazoa; Arthropoda; Insecta; Diptera; Drosophilidae.